This is a messenger RNA of Chironomus riparius, 985 nucleotides long. The record is from the annotation of a GenBank genome assembly. NCBI's taxonomy places the organism in Eukaryota, Metazoa, Arthropoda, Insecta, Diptera, Chironomidae.
CGCAGAUUUGUUUUUGUUUAUACUUAUUCAAGAAUAUUUCAAUUAUUUUAAAUUCUUUAAAUAAAAUGUGUGACGAAGAGAAAAUUCAGUUUAAGCCAAUCAAAAAGAAGAACUUAAGGCAACGGAGAGUAUCUUCAGACAAUGAAGAAGGUUGUAAAAGUAAUGAAGCUGAAAUUUUAACAAAACUUGAAGAAACCAAGGAAAAACAAAAAUUGAGGAAUCGAGCAAAUGGAGUAAAUGCUGUAUCUUUAGCACUUGGAAAGAAAGUGACAUUAGAGGAAGAAGUAGCAGUAAAAGAUCCUUUUAAAGUUCAGAAUGGUGGUAUGGUUAAUAUGCAGGCGCUAAAAGCUGGAAAAUUAAAAUCUAGUGAAGAUGAUGCAUAUGAUUUGGGUAUAGGCACACAAUUUUCGGCAGAAACAAAUAUAGGUGAUACUGACGAGCAGAUGAUGAAAUAUAUUGACGAGCAAUUAAGCAAAAGAAAAGGUCAGGAAGCCAUGAAUCAGGAAAUUGAUGCAAAUCGAUACUUAAGUCCAGAAGAUGCAGCUAUUCUCUCACUUCCGAAGCAUCUUCGUGAAACUUCCACGAAAAAGUCUGAAGAAAUGUUGUCGAAUCAAAUGCUUAAUGGAAUUCCUGAAAUUAAUCUCGGAAUUGAAGCAAAAAUUAGAAAUAUCGAAGCAACUGAAGAAGCUAAGAUGAAAAUUCUAGCAGAUCAGAAGAGCAAGAAAGAUUUACCAUCACAAUUUGUCCCAAAAAAUUAUGCUGUAAAUUUUGUGCAGCAUCAUAGAUUUAACAUUGAUCAGGGUGAGCAGCAACGCAAGAGGCCUGGACAAAAUAACGACAAUUCAAAUACAAAAGCUCCAAAAAGAGCUACUGAUGAUUAUCACUUUGAUAAGUUCCGUAAACAGUUUAGGAAGUAGAAUUUUAAGUUAAAUAAUUGUUUUAAAGUAUAAGUUUUAAAUUUAAUAAAUUCUCUUUAAUCUCAAAA